Psilocybe cubensis is the source of this 1629-nucleotide messenger RNA. RefSeq lists its product as uncharacterized. The record is from RefSeq and is a predicted model, not a curated record. The transcript has 5 exons. The coding region runs from base 1 to 1629 and encodes 542 amino acids. NCBI's taxonomy places the organism in Eukaryota, Fungi, Basidiomycota, Agaricomycetes, Agaricales, Agrocybaceae.
AUGUACAACAAUCUCAAAGACUCUCAGCAUGACUUUAUGUGGCCAGUACAUCACUCCACGGCCAGUGCUAGCAGUACAUCUUCGUCUUCACAAUCCGACACUACUGCCAAAUCAUUUUAUACUGGUGUAAACACAAUCCCACCUUCGCAUGGCCACCAACUAGAGGACAAUAUUUCUACGAUCACGGGAAGCUUCCGGACUGUCCUUAGCUUUGCGCCCGUAGACCCAAUGACAGUCGAAUAUCCAGAGUACAACCACCCUCAUGAUCUGCCUAUAGACGGCAAUUGCGACAACCGUCAUCUUGUGAAGGAAGAUCAGCCAACCUUCGACCUUACUGAUUCAUCUUUGAUUCAUCAAGCCCACAUUGCCCAGCUUCAAGCCGCGGCAGGAGGUUCUUCUCUUACACAUGGCGGGAUUUCUCAGAGUCAAGGUGUUGAUGUGGGUAUUCCUAUACCUCGAUACCGAGCUCCCGAAAGACAGAAGCGUGGAGCAAGACUGCAACGGUCGUUCGGAGAGGUUCCCAGAAGAGCUCAGGGCUGGCUCUCAGAGGCAAGUCUUGAUGUAAAUCCUCGUCAUCAUAUGCACCAUUCCCAGCGUCUUGGAGAAGCUACGGUUGAUGUCAUCGCCCUGCAUUCGGAGAUGAUACAGUUGAGGCAGCAAGUCGUCGAAUUAAAGUCCAUAAUCAAUGCCAGCAGCAUUUCUCAAGCAAAGCUAACCACUGAUACUACGCAAAGCAAAGGAGGGCUAAACCAAAAAUUAGGCAAGAAAUCCAGAGUUCGUCCUGUCAAGAGAUUAAUUUUCAUGGCUGCCGUUUGCCAGGAGAUCGAUGAUCUCCUGGGCCAUCCGAACAAGUACAAGUUUACCAGGUUGGCGACGCAGGAAGACAUCGAGACAUUUGAACCUCUCUGGAGAAACCGACGGGACAACUCUUUGGAAUGUUGCGAUAUUGACGAUUUUAAAGUUGACUUGUACACUAAUCCGAGCAGCGGCUGGAACAAUUCAGCGGGUUGGGUGUUUGCUCGCCAUUAUGCUGCCAAAGUCGAAACCGAUUUCAGCGUCCAGGACAUUCAAAGGCACUUCAUCACCCGGAUGCGUUCUCUUAAGAGAAGCUUCAAGGUCUAUCUGGAAAACGACGAAGAGAAAGCGAAGCUGCAGAAAUACCACCAAAGGUUGAACCGAAAGAAGGAUAAACUCCGUCGUCGAAUCACGAUUUGCGAAGAGGAACCGCUGGCAAGGCCACACUUAGGGAUAAUGCAAGGCUUAGGGCUCAAUGGAAUGUCGAGUGAAGAUUCGGACUACCCCCCGUCGCCAGAUGUGCCUCUUCGCAUACCCGGCCAAAAGCAGUUUGUUGUAUUGCGCCCAAUAUGGCGAGCACGAGAGAUUACACCAUGGAUUCAUAUCUUUGACCUUCUAUGGGCGCACAGGCGUGACGUUCAGGAGGACGGGCGCGGAAAGCAGCCCGUGUUUCGAAUCCGUAUGAUCCAUACUGUCAGUUACGACACCCCUAUCGUACAGGGUUUACAUCAUAAUGCCUAUGAUCUUCCAUGGAUCACAAGCCCGGCGGGGAACGAUACACAAUACAACCCUGUUAUGUACGACUUCACAUAUUCACCGGGACUGAUGCAGUAA